CGCGCACCGCUCGCGCACAUCCUCCCCCUCGACCCCCCCCCCACCCCCAUUCCACCCUCGCGAGGACGACCGACGACGAAUUCGAUGCCCGUCCACGCGCAGCUGAACGGGUUGUACACCGCCCCCGCGGACCCGACGGAGAUCCGCACGUUCCGCCCGGUCGGAUCGCAUCUGGGCGACAAGACGUCCGAGUGGUGGCUCGCGCGCGACCAGGACGUGUUCGUGCUCAUGCACAACGCGCUCCGAGGCGAGGUCACGAAGCUCGAGAGCGUGUUGUUCACGCUCGGGGAUAAGACGCUGAAGGAGUGGGAGAUUCAGGCGAUCCGGGACCACUGGACGGGCCACUACGAGAGCCUGAAGGAACACUUCAAGAUCGAGGACGAGAUCAUGCACCCGUUCGUGAAGACGCGCGUGGACAUCCUCGGCGACGCGUUCAGAGAGUCGCACGAGGAGCUCGCCGAGCUGGCGCACGCGGUGGACAGGACGAUCAACAACCACACGUGGGCGACGGCGAAGGAGCUCUCGCCGAGCCUUCACGCGUACAGGACGGCGUUGUGGCCGCACUUCAUCGAAGAGGAAAACAUCGUCAUCCCGCUCACGCGCGCGUACUUCACGCAGAAAGAAGUCGGCGACGCGUUCGGGACGGUGCUGCGGACGAAGAAAUCGAGCGCGGCGCGGCGACUCGUGCUCGGGAGCAUCGUCCAUCACCUCGCCGGCGGGAAGGAGGGCACGAUGACGUUUCUCGCGCGCUGCGGCUUCGAACGCUUCGCGUGGUACCAGGGUUGGCGAAAGUUGCGGGCGCACUACCGCGCGCGGAUGGAGUCCAAGCUCGAGUCGCUGCUCCAGGGCGAGGAGCUCGUGUGCAAGCACAAGGCGGAGAUGACGCACCUGCGCCGACUGAAGUCGCUGCCGAUCAGCGAGAGGAUCGUGCGGCGGCCGAGCGCGAGCGUGACGCUGAGCAUGGAUCUGAGGAACGAGAUGUUAUUCAACAAGGUGGACGCGCCGAGCGCGAGACCGGAGACGCCGCCGCCCGUGGCGAAGCUGGCGAAGAACCGCCGAGGGUCGAUGGACAGCAAUGAAGGCAGCGUGGGCAGGGUGAAGCGCGCGAUGGAGGACGUGGAGAGGUCGCGGGGGAAGAUGGACGCGAGGGUGGAGGUCGCCGCGAAAUGAUUGAUGACUCUAAUCGAUCCGAGGAAAUCGAUUCGAUCGAGAUAGAUUCGAUCGACGACGGACCGAAGGACAGACGCGGCGGGGACGUUCGUUCGUUCGUUCGUAGCCCUGAUUGACCAUGUAUGUAGUUGUACCUAUCAUAUCGAUAUACACGACGUACGUAUUCUAAUGAAUAAGGUUAUCAGUCUCGUCGGUCGCGCGUUCCCUGACUACUUUAACGCGUCGACCCGCGCACGCAACCCGACGGCGAGCACCCCUCCCUCGGCGGCGGCGCCGCGCCGGCGUCGUCCACCGCGUCCGCGAUGUCCCCCGCGAUGGCGUCCACCGCCGCGCUGCGGCUCACGGCGCUCAACGCCUCCAGCUCCGUCGCGUCGAAGCUCUCGACGACGGCGCCGCCGCACCGCGGGAUCGCGAGGUCCUCCCAGUUCAUCGGAAACCGACCGAACCGCGACGCGAGCGCGGCGCCUAAAUUGGAAUCCUCCUGAGCGAUGACGCCCGUGACGCGACCGUCCAUCUCCGCGCCGGAGCCUUGCCCGUGCACCUCGAGCACGCUCACGCCCGCGCGCGACUGCUCUCGGACCCAGGACAUGUACUGCGGCCACGCGAGCGGCGGGUUCGCGAGGUCCGGUCGCAGCACCGUCCACCCGCGCGCGCCCAAAAUCUGAUGAGCGUCGAGGGUCCACGCGAAGCGACAAACGAAUGUCGGGGUGGAGUUGAAAGGCGUCAGAAGCGGAGUCGAAAGGCGUCGAGGUGUGUCGGGAUUGAAACCAGCGAGGGGUGGGCGGAGAGAGACGCCGGGGUUAGAAGUCCUUAAGGAAUCGCGUUCAACACACCAACGGGGACGUAUGGGGACCAGUGUGAGG
This is a messenger RNA of Micromonas pusilla CCMP1545, 2033 nucleotides long. RefSeq lists its product as uncharacterized. Bases 85 to 1170 code for a protein of 361 amino acids. The transcript is spliced from 4 exons. NCBI's taxonomy places the organism in Eukaryota, Viridiplantae, Chlorophyta, Mamiellophyceae, Mamiellales, Mamiellaceae. The record is from RefSeq and is a predicted model, not a curated record.